AUGGUCGCUGAAGGUGGCGUCGACGCGGACACCCUUGGACGUGCGACGUGGACAUUCCUGCACACGUUGGCGGCGACGCAUCCGGAAAAGCCGAGCGAGACCGAGAAGGCGAGAAUCACUCGCUUCAUGAAAGAUUUCAGCGAAGUUUAUCCAUGCGCUCCAUGCGCAGAAUCUUUCCGCGACAUCAUGAAGCGCAACCCAGUUGAAGCGCACUCGGGGAGCGCCUUUUCCAGGUGGAUGUGUGUCGCGCACAAUGAGGUUAAUAGAGAACUGGGAAAGGACGUGUUCGACUGUGCCAAAGUGGCCGACAAAUGGGGUAUUUGCGAAUCAUGUGCGGCGCAUGAAGAGGAAUUGAGUGAUUUCAAGUCGGCUUUUGCGGGGUUUGCAUCCUCUCGGAAAGUAAAGGGAUAA
Molecule: messenger RNA, 411 nt
Organism: Chondrus crispus (carragheen)
Lineage: Eukaryota; Rhodophyta; Florideophyceae; Gigartinales; Gigartinaceae
Product: Growth factor
Exons: 1
Coding region: 1-411 (136 amino acids)
Cellular component (GO): mitochondrion
Molecular function (GO): flavin-dependent sulfhydryl oxidase activity; flavin adenine dinucleotide binding
Source: RefSeq, a predicted model, not a curated record